Scedosporium apiospermum is the source of this 2346-nucleotide messenger RNA. RefSeq lists its product as uncharacterized. Lineage: Eukaryota; Fungi; Ascomycota; Sordariomycetes; Microascales; Microascaceae. The record is from RefSeq and is a predicted model, not a curated record. Gene Ontology annotation, cellular component: fungal-type vacuole membrane. Gene Ontology annotation, molecular function: calcium:proton antiporter activity. The transcript is spliced from 7 exons. Gene Ontology annotation, biological process: intracellular calcium ion homeostasis; calcium ion transmembrane transport. The coding region runs from base 1 to 2346 and encodes 781 amino acids.
AUGAAGGAAGCCUCCGGCGACGCGACUGAUUCUCGCGCCGAGCCGAGUCUCUUCUCCAAAGCACACGGCCUUUUUGGCCAAUCUCGCGACCAACCCGUCCUCCCUCGCUAUCGCGACCAGCCCGAUGUGACUAGCUCCUCCACGAAGACAUCCUCCGGUGCUCCUCAUGGCGCAGACGAAAAGGAACUGGCCGGUGCCGCGGUAACCAAUACCCGCUCCACCAUCGCCCAGGAGCCCGAACCGUCGGACGACUCCCCGGAAAGCUCCCCGCCCCAAGGCCCAAAGCCGACCCUGAUUCAGCGCUUCCUGCGCAACGUCAAGAACGUCCUCCUACACAGCUGGGUCAACCUGCUCCUCGUGUUCGUGCCCGUCGGCAUCAUUGUCGAGUACGUGCCGGGCAUCCACGGAGGCGUGGUCUUUGCCAUUAAUUGCAUUGCCAUCGUGCCGCUUGCCGGGUUGCUGAGCCAUGCGACCGAGUCGGUGGCUGUUAAGCUGGGGGACACGGUUGGAGCUUUGUUGAAUGUUACAUUUGGGAAUGCGGUUGAGUUGAUUAUUUUCAUUGCCCUUACAAAGGGACAAAUUCGCAUUGUGCAGGCAUCGCUUCUAGGCUCGAUCUUGUCCAACUUGUUGCUUAUCCUUGGCAUGUGUUUCUUCCUCGGAGGUCUGCGUUUCCGGGAACAGAUUUACAAUGCUACUGUCACUCAGAUGAGCGCUUGCCUGCUCAGUUUGAGCGUCAUCAGUCUCGUCCUGCCGACGGCCUUUCACGCGUCAUUCCGUGACCAGGACCUCGCGGACUCGGAAUCCCUCAAGAUCAGCCGCAUCUGCAGCAUCGUCCUACUCAUCGUGUAUCUAAUCUACCUCCUCUUCCAGCUUAAAUCCCACGCCUACAUGUACGAAUCCACGCCUCAGCACAUCGUCGAUGCCCAGUCCACCCCCGGCCCCGCAGCCGCUUGGCUGGACACGUCGAGUUCCGACGACAGCUCUUCCUCUUCGUCAUCCUCUUCCUCUGACGAGUCGGAUGGCUCGAGCCACACGGUUCGCAAGAAGAUGAAAAAGGUUCUUCGAAGGGCGCGUCGGCCGAGCUCGGGCUCUAGCUUAUCUGGUUCGGAUGGAACGGCAAACGGCAAGAAGGCAGUAGACGGCGAAGGCUUUGAGGGAUCGAGUUCGAAGCGCGCCAAGGCCAAGUCUAACGAUGGCAAUGAGAGCUACGACGAUGAUGAAGCGCCCAAGAGACGAAAGAGACAUAUUGGGAGGAGAAAACACCAUAGACAUCACAAACAUCACAAGAAGCAUGCGGCGCAUGAUGAAGCGGGCAAUGCUGCCGGGGACGCGUCCAACGAAGCUACUCCGGCAAUCGUCUUGGAUCAGGUGCCGGAUGCAGACGUUCGCCGAGUCGACUUUGCCAACCAGGACGAGGAAGUCCCUCCGCGCAGGGCCAGCGAGGGUGGUAACCCAUCUACGUCUAAUCCCGAGCCCCCGCGCCGCCCCUUUGCGAUCCGCGGAGUAUCUGUCAGGAACGUGCGCAAUCUCGCCCCUCCCGUCUUCGCGCAAAACCCCGACCCCAGUGAAAUUUCCCCUGGACCCGUUCCCGGACCCGUCCCACGCGUGCGCUACGGCAUCCGACGCACGAACUCUCUCCCCGACCGCCUCAACCAGCCCUAUCCCCCCCCGCACCGCGCGCCCGGCGCGCUUUUCCCACCCCACGUGCCCCUCAUGGCGCUCACGGGAGGCAACGCGGCCGAGUCCCUCCAGCACGAGGAAUACCCGCACGACCGGCUCUCGACGCCCGCAGCCGUCGUCCUCCUCCUCAUCUCAACGGGCCUCGUAGCCCUCUGCGCCGAAUACGUCGUCGGCUCCAUCGAGGAAGUAGUCCAAGCCGACGGCCUCCGCGAAGCCUUCAUCGGCCUCAUCAUCCUCCCCGUCGUCGGCAACGCGGCCGAACACGUAACAGCCAUCACGGUGGCGAUGAAGAACAAGAUGGACCUGGCGAUCGGCGUGGCCGUGGGCAGCUCGAUCCAGAUCGCGCUGUUCGUCACCCCCUUGGUGGUGAUCCUGGGGUGGAUCCUCGACAAGGAGAUGACGCUUUAUUUCACGCUCUUCGAGACGAAGCAACUAGACGCUCGCCUCGGAGAUCAAUGGAAUACCUCGGAUAAUCAGUUCAUCCUUCUCACAUCCACAUCGUACGAAGCAAUCCUUCGCGGAGCCGAUAAUAUCAAGGAGCCCAGACUAGCAUGCUUUGAGGAUACUUCAGAUGCAGCCAAGAACAUCUGUGGCUUGCGCUUGUACCAAACAAGUUGGCGUCGACCAGGAACUGGAGAAACCCGCCUCACGUGUGGCAUGCACUAA